UCGAUAACUGUCAUUAGUGUCAUUACUGUCAAUUUAGAAAAGAAGAAAAGAGCGGCAAGCGGCAAGAGAACAAAAUGUCGGGUUAUUAGAACUUGUUUGUGUUUGUGUGUGAAUCAGACGUUAUUUAUCGAAUUUAUCGUAAACUUUCUUCGUAUUUAAUCUAUCGAAAGCUUCUACAAGAUGUCUUUGCAAAAUACAGGCAAAUAUAGACCGGAAAAACCGCAACCAACCACCGAAAAUCAACAACCUGUUAAACGAGAAGAAAGUUCCGAGUACCGGAUACGCCAAGUCUUCGAAAACGAAGCCAUCGAUCUCAAAUAUGGCUUCGAGAAAAUCAAAGACCAAAACGAACGGACCGGUUUCCUACUCAACAUGCACUCGACCGAAAUAAUCGACGAGGACAAAAGACUCUGCGCUGCUGUGGAUUAUUAUUUUAUGGAAGAAGACGGAACACGAUUCAAAGUGUCCUAUCCUUUUAUGCCUUAUUUCUACGUUUUGACCCAGAGGGAGCUCCUCCAGGAAGUCGUGGAGUUCCUAUCGAAGAAAUACACAGGCACUAUCGCUCGAGUGGAAAUAAUCGUUAAAGAAGAUUUAGAUCUACCGAAUCAUUUAAUGGGAUUGAAACGAAAGUACAUCAAAUUAUCCUUCAUGAACCAAACCGAUUUAAUGAAAGUUCGAAAAGAUAUUCUAAAAGUCGUUCGCAAAAAUAAACAGAAAGAUUCCAAUGAUACUUUUUACACGGAAAUGCUGACGAGUACUCUAACGAAUCAUCAGGAAUACCAACAUUCGAAUAAAAACACCGAUCAAAUGGAAAAUAUACAAGAUAUUAGAGAAUAUGAUGUACCCCACCACGUAAGAGUCUCUAUAGAUCUAAAAAUAUUCUGCGGUUGUUGGUACAACAUAAAAUGCAACAAACAAAACGAACCCCCUACGAUAACCCACAGAAGGGACAUAAUCGAACGCCCCGAACCCAUCGUACUGGCCUUCGACAUCGAAACCACCAAACUACCAUUAAAAUUCCCCGAUGCAGCCACCGAUCAAAUCAUGAUGAUCUCUUACAUGAUCGACGGGCAGGGUUAUUUAAUCACCAAUCGGGAGAUUGUAUCGCAGGAUAUCGAAGACUUCGAGUACACCCCCAAACCCGAAUUCGAAGGACAGUUUACGAUAUUCAACGAACCAAACGAAAUGGCCUUGAUCCAGAGGUUCUUCGAUCACAUAUUAGAGAUUCGACCGCACGUAUUCGUUACCUACAACGGGGACUUCUUCGACUGGCCGUUCGUCGAAGCCCGAGCGGCCUCUUACGACUUGGACAUGAAGCGAGAGAUCGGAUUCUCGAAAGACAAAGACGACGUGUUCUCGUGUCGACCCGCCAUGCACAUGGACUGUUUCUGUUGGGUCAAACGCGAUUCGUAUCUACCGGUCGGUUCGCAUAACCUCAAAGCCGUAGCGAAAGCUAAACUUCGGUACGAUCCGGUCGAAUUGGAUCCGGAGGAAAUGUGCCCGUUGGCUACUUCACAACCGCAGGUUCUCGCGAAUUACUCUGUAUCAGAUGCAGUUGCUACUUAUUAUUUGUACAUGCAAUACGUGCAUCCGUUUAUAUUCGCUUUGUGUACGAUUAUCCCCUGCGAACCGGACGAAGUACUACGAAAAGGCUCCGGUACUCUUUGCGAGUCGUUGUUGAUGGUUGAAGCCUUUCAAGCCAACAUAAUAUUCCCGAACAAACAGGAAACGGUGUUGAAUAAACUGACAAGUGACGGGCACGUUUUGCAGCAGGAAACCUACGUAGGAGGCCACGUGGAAGCUCUGGAGUCUGGAGUGUUCCGGGCGGAUAUACCGUGUAGGUUCCGGAUCGUUCAGGAUGCGGUCGAUGGGCUGUUGGAGAAGAUAUCGAGUACUUUACAACACGCUAUAGAAAUCGAAGAGGGUGUACCGUUAGAGUGCGUGACGAAUUUACAAGAAAUUACAGAGGAUAUUAGAGCUAAAUUGUUGGCUUUAAAGAGUACUCCGAUGCGAUUGGAACGACCUUUGAUAUACCAUUUAGAUGUUGGAGCGAUGUACCCGAACAUUAUCCUAACCAACCGGUUACAACCGUGCUCUAUAGUAGACGAAACGGUUUGCGCUUCGUGCGAUUUCAAUCACCCCGGAGCGAUUUGCCAGAGAAAUAUGUCGUGGAUAAUGCGCGAGGAAUACUUACCGGCGUCGAGAAACGAGUACCACAGAAUCCAACAGCAACUGGAAACCGAGAAAUUCCCGCCGCAAUUGCCCGGACAACCGCCGAGGGCCUUUCACCAGCUAACCAGAGAGGAACAGGCCGAGCUGGAGAAGAACCGCUUAUCGAUUUACUGUAGAAAAGUAUAUAAAAAAGCGAAAUGCGUGCGAACUGAAGAGAGAACCACCACCAUUUGCCAGAGGGAGAAUUCCUUCUACGUCGAUACGGUUAGAGCGUUCCGGGAUAGGAGAUACGAGUACAAAGGUUUGUCGAAGAAGGCCAAGCAAGCUGUGAGCGAAGCGGUUAGAGGCGGAGACGCCGGGGCGAUUAAAUCGGCGAAAAAUCGGGAGGUUUUGUACGAUUCCCUGCAAACCGCUCACAAAUGCAUCUUGAAUUCGUUCUACGGUUACGUGAUGAGAAGAGGGGCGCGUUGGCACAGCAUGGAAAUGGCGGGAAUCGUCUGUCACACUGGUGCCAACAUAAUAAUGAAAGCCCGCGAAAUAAUCGAGCAAAUCGGGCGACCCUUGGAAUUGGACACCGACGGAAUUUGGUGCAUUUUACCCGCUUCGUUUCCCGAGAAUUUCACCGUAAUUACUACGUAUGACAAGAAAAAAUCGUUCAAUAUAUCCUACCCGAACGCCGUGCUCAACGCCAUGGUGAAAGAACACUUCACCAACGACCAGUACCACGAAUUCGUGCGUCGCGACGCCGGCGUCGAGUACGAGGUGAGAAAGGAGAAUUCGAUUUUCUUCGAAGUCGACGGACCUUACAAGGCGAUGGUUUUACCGGCUAGUAAAGAAGAGGGUAAGAAGUUAAAGAAGAGAUAUGCAGUAUUUAAUUUCGAUGGUACUUUGGCCGAAUUAAAAGGGUUCGAAGUGAAACGCCGCGGGGAGCUCCAAUUGAUCAAAAACUUCCAAUCUUCGGUGUUCGAGGCGUUCCUCAAAGGCGACUCGUUGAGCAGUUGUUACGCUUCGGUGGCUCAAAUCGCGGAUUAUUGGCUGGACGUGCUCUAUUCGCGCGGCAGGAACCUGCCCGAUUCGGAAUUGUUCGAUCUAAUCGCCGAGAACAAGUCGAUGUCGAAGAAAUUGAGCGAGUACGGCGCGCAGAAGAGCACGAGCAUCAGCACGGCUAGACGAUUGGCGGAGUUCUUGGGGGAUCAGAUGGUGAAAGAUGCCGGAUUGGCGUGUAAAUAUAUCAUCGCGAGGAAACCCGACGGGGCGCCGGUUACCGAGAGAGCGAUACCUCUGGCGAUAUUCCAAGCCGAAGAAUCGAUCCAAAAGCACUACCUGCGCAAAUGGCUGCGCGACCCCUCGUUGAACGAAGUAGAAAUCCGCGACAUACUCGAUUGGAGCUACUACAUCGAACGCUUGGGCGGUACCAUUCAAAAAAUCGUCACGAUACCCGCCGCUUUGCAGGGAGUACCCAAUCCGGUACCGCGCGUGCGCCACCCGGAUUGGCUACACAAGAAAAUCCUCGAGAAAAACGAUACGUUCAAACAGCGGCGCAUCAACGACAUGUUCUCGGUAGCGGCUACGAAACCGAUCGGUGAUAUCGAAGAUACGGCCUCGACCAAUACAAAUCCAGCUACUGUUCGAAUCAAACAAACUGUAGCUGUCGUAACGAAGCGUAAGAGGCAAUGUGAUACGGAAAAUAGAUUUUCUGAAGAGGAAUUGAAUAAAACUUGGAGGGAAGUUUUAGGCAACCCGCCGCCUUUGAGCAACGCUCAGGAGGAACUCGAAGCUUGGAUACGCUUCCAAAAAACGAAAUGGCUGUUCCAAUUGGCUCAGAAACACGACGGGCGUCGGUGUAAAAAGAAGAAAUCGAGCGCCGCGACGGCGGUGAUGCGUUCCUCGACGCCGGGCACCAUGAACGAUUUCAUACAGAGGGCGCAGAGGGCGUUGGUUACGUCCCCUUGGCAUGUUGUACAGAUAAAUCCUACGGGGGCUCCGGGGGAGUUUAAACUGUGGGCUAUGGUCGAAAACGAGCUACAUUUGGUGAAAUUGAUCGUACCGAGAAUCUUCUACGCGAAUCUAAAGUGUCCAAAAGUGGCCGAAGAAGGGGCUUUGUUCAAAAAAUGCAACAGGACUCUACCGAGGAGUAAACCGGUGCACCAUUUGUACAUGUAUUCGGUACCCGAAGAAAUGUACCAGCGACACGGAAAGAGGAUAUUUCUGGAUCAAACCGAUCCGAAUGUUGAAGGUGUGUUCGAAAUGCAGGUGACUCCGCUGUUCAGGGCUCUGUUGCAAAUCGGUUGCAUUUGUAAGGUAACCAGUAGGACAUCGAAUUUGGACACGUUCGCGUUGGACCAAUUGGACAAAGUGAACGUAUCGCGUCAGCCGUAUUUACCGAGCAACUCGAUGAAACGAUUGUAUUUGUACCAUCACAGGCACGUCAGUAAACCCCAGCAAAUGUUCGCUUUGUUUUUGACUCCGUUGAAAAAGGCCAUCGUGAUUGUAUUGGACACAGUCCGGACGAAUUUGAUGCCCAACAUGGCGAAUUUGUACCAAUCGGAACGAUCGACCAAGCUCGAACAACAAUCGGAAGAGGACCAACUCCCGCCCAGAGACGUUACAUUCGAAGUAAAAAUCGAAACGAGCAUCGAGCAAGCUUAUAAAACCCUACAGAAAUAUCUACAAUCGUACAAAGACGAGAAAAAAGGCCCGACUUACAUCGCCCUACAAUGCACUAUCGACGUGGGGGAAUUGACUCGCAACGUUUCAAAUAUAACCGAUUUUCCUAACGUACGAGUCCACAUACAAGACAUCGACGAAUUAUACAACGCGAUCGAUUGGCAGAAAAUGGGCGCCCGGGCGAUCGUCAGGCAUUAUUUGAACAGCGAAAAAGUGUUGGAUUUGAUGACCGAACAAUGCCGGUACUUUCAUUUGCCUUUGGGGAACAUGCCGGUCGAUCCGGCCGUCUUCGCGUCGGAUUUGUUCUUCGCCAGGCAUUUGGUCAAGCACAAUCACGUGUUGUGGUUUUCGAGUACCGAUAAACCGGAUUUGGGAGGUAGCGAAGAGAGCGACGCGAGACUCCUCGCCGACGGCCAAGAGGCCUCCUCCGAGGUGUGCAACCAGCCCGGCUGGUACUCUUCGGUGUGCGUCGAACUCGACGUCGAUUGUCUCGCCAUCAACACGCUGCUUCAAUCGCAUCGCGUCGGCGACGUCGAAGGCGCCAGCCAAGCGAUCGCUUUCGACGCCUCGAACGUCACUUCCAUCGAUCACUUGAUAUCGGGCCAACAACCAUUGACCGGUUACGACGAGUCCGCCCGGUGUUCGGAAGCUUAUAAGAUACUCAGAACGAUGGCGGUGGCUUGGAUGAGGGAGAUUUCGUUGUACAGGAACGUUUUCGCCGAUUUUCAAGUCAUACAUUUCUACAGAUGGUUGCGAUCGCCCAAGGCGUACUUGUACGAUCCGGCGUUGUUGCGAACGUUGCAGAAUCAAAUGAGGAAGCUGUUUCUGCAGUUGGUGGCGGAAUUCAAGCGGCUGGGUUGCCGGAUUGUGUACGCGAAUUUCAAUAAAAUUAUCGUGUGUUCGAAGAAGAGUUCGGUGGAGGAGGCCCUCGCGCACGUGGAUUUCGUCGUGACGUCGAUCAGGAACAAGGAGUUGUUUCAUUCGUUGGAUAUCACCUACAGGCAAUGUUGGGAGAACCUCGUAUGGCUGGACACCGCGAAUUUCGGCGGAAUACAAGGCAAACUACCAACCGAAGAAAACGAAAACAACGCCGACGAUAUCGAAGAGGAUCCCAACGAGCCCGCUGUUGUGAUGAAAUGGCACAUCGCCGAGAUGCUACCGGAACGUGCGAAUUGCAGAGACAAUUUCCACACCAUCAUAGCCGGUUUUUUAAUAGCCGUAUACAACAAAUUGAAAGAGAAAAAUCGCUCGACCGUUUCCUCUACGACCCUCAGUCAACCAUCGUUCGGUUUAGCACAGCACGAAAUCGUUUUGAACUACGCCGGGGAAUUACUCAGCGGAGAUAUCAGCCAAACCUUAUUUAAAAUGACGGAGAGGAUACACAAUCGUUUAGAACCUCUAACUGACGGUACGAGCGCUGCUUUGGACUUUGUAAAGGCGAUUUGCCACGUAAUUGCACUCGAACCGGCCCUUAGAGACUCCGUAGACGCUCUAAAAAGCAACCUACUCCGUUUAAUAGGCGUGGGGGAGUUCUCGGAGAAGGCCCUUUGGAAGGACUCGACGGUUUCGUACGUGGUGCCCCAAGUAAUUUGCAAGGCCUGCAAUCAUUGCAGAGAUAUCGAUUUGGGCAGGGAUCGGUACAGAUCGGAUAGGGCUUGGUUGUGUCCUUUGUGCGAUUCCGAGUACGAUAACGCCGAGAUCGAGUGUAUGAUGUUGGACGCUGUCGAUAAGAAAUUGCUGGCGUACAAUUUGCAGGAUUUGCGCUGCAUAAAAUGCUCGCAGAUUAAAUUCGAUAAUAUCAAGAGGUAUUGCAGUUGUUCGGGGGAUUUUAAGUGUUUGAUAACGAAGGAGGAUGUGGUGAAGUUGUUGAGGACUUUUCUGUCUUUGGGAGAGAGAUUUAAGAUGCCCGCUUUGUUCGAAACUGUUACGCAGAUUAUGACAUUAGUUUGAGUUUUUGAAAAUGUUUGUUCUUGUUUUUUUCUUAUAUAAUAAGAGAGGAUAUUUUUUAAUAAAAUUUAUUAAAGCGAAUUUGUAUUAGUUGUACCAAUGAAAAU
Molecule: messenger RNA, 6893 nt
Organism: Phyllotreta striolata
Lineage: Eukaryota; Metazoa; Arthropoda; Insecta; Coleoptera; Chrysomelidae
Source: the annotation of a GenBank genome assembly